Molecule: messenger RNA, 2583 nt
Organism: Gastrolobium bilobum
Lineage: Eukaryota; Viridiplantae; Streptophyta; Magnoliopsida; Fabales; Fabaceae
Product: disease resistance protein RUN1-like
Exons: 5
Coding region: 1-2583 (860 amino acids)
Biological process (GO): defense response
Molecular function (GO): ADP binding
Source: RefSeq, a predicted model, not a curated record
AUGGGUUACUUUGGUCAAAGUCCCCAAUAUGUAGAGAUUGAAAAAAUUGUUAAAGAGAUACUAAGUAUAUUGGAUCAGAAAAUUUCAAGUCUUCCAAAUGACCUAGUUGGGAUAGAAUCUCCUAUCGAAGAGUUAGAAAAGCUUUUACUUUUGAGGUCGGUUGACGAUGUUCGGGUUGUAGGAAUUUGUGGGAUGGGAGGAAUAGGAAAGACAACUCUUGCUUCAGUUUUGUGGGAUAAAAUCUCUGAUCAAUAUGAUGCUCGGUGUUUCAUUGCUGAUGUCAACAAGUCUGAUCCAUUUGAUACACAAAAGCAAAUUUUAGAACAAGCUCUUAAUGAAGUAAACCUUAAUAUUUUCAAUCCUUCUAUGGCAGCUAAUCUGAUACGAAGUAGGCUGGGUCAUGCAAGGACCCUUAUAGUUCUUGAUAAUAUUGGUCAAAUUGAACAACUGGAGAAAUUAGCUGUGAAUCGUGAAUGGUUAGGUGCGGGAAGUAGAAUCAUCAUAACUUCUAGAGACUUGCAUAUCUUAAAAGCGUACGGAGUGGACCAUGUUUACACAGUGGAACUCUUGAAUGCUGAUAAUGCUCUUCAAUUAUUUUGCAAAAAGGCUUUCAAAUGUGAUAUUAUUAGGACAGGUUAUGAAGUGUUGACAUAUGAUGUACUAAAAUAUGCUAAUGGCCUUCCACUAGCGGUUAAAGUAUUGGGCUCAUUUUUGUUUGGUCGAGAUGUAGAUGAGUGGAGAAGUGCAUUGACUAGAUUGAAAGAAAAUCCAAAUAAAGAUAUUAUGAAUGUGCUUCGAAUAAGUUAUGAUGGACUAGAAGAAAUUGAAAAAGAAAUAUUUCUAGAUAUUGCUUGUUUCUUCAAACAGCAGGAGGUGUAUGAAGUUAAGAGAAUCCUUAAUUGUUGUGGAUUUGAACCUGAUAUUGGGAUAAGAGUUCUCUUUGAUAAAUCACUCAUAACCAUUUCGACUUAUUAUGCCGACUUUCCUCGUAUUGAAAUACAUGAUUUGUUGCAAGAGCUUGGUAGAAAAAUAGUUCGAGGAGAUUCACCCAGAGAGCCAGGAAAGUGGAGCAGGCUUUGGCUCUACAAAGAUUUUUGCAAGGUUAUGUUGGAGGAGAAUACGGAAAAUAACGUUGAAGCCAUAUUUGUGCGUGGUUACCCAGAAGCUAGUGCAUUGAUGGCUGAAGCAUUGUCAAAAAUGAGUCACCUUAGAUCGCUCAUACUCUAUGGUGUAAAUUUUUCUGGAAGCCUCAAUUACCUUUUUGAUAAGUUGCGAUAUGUUGAGUGGCGUAAAUAUCCUUUCAUGUAUUUGCCGUCAAGUUUUCAGCCGGAUGAGCUUGUUGGAUUGUGCUUGAUGCAUAGCAGCAUCAAACAACUAUGGGACGGCAAGAAGCAUAUGCCCAGUUUGAUAAGGCUGGAUCUUAGCCACUCCAAAAAUCUUACCAAGUUGCCAGAUUUUGGAGAGCUCCCAAAUCUUGAGCAGCUGACUCUUGAAGGAUGUACAGAACUUGUGGAGAUCGAUCCAUCCAUUGGUCUUCUAAGAAAGCUUGCUCGCUUGAUUUUGAAAAACUGCAAAAAUCUCUUAAGUAUACCCGACAACAUAGUGGGUAUCACUUCUCUUACAUAUCUAAAUCUCCAAGGCUGUUCAAAACUGUUUAAUAACCAGCUUGAUAUAAGUGCAUCUACUCUGCACUCCCAAUCAACGUCUUCCACCUUCAAAAGGUUUUUGAUGCCUUCCUUGCCUAGCCUCUCUUGUUUGAGUUUUCUUAGUCUAUGUUUUUGCAAUCUACUGCAAAUUCCUGAUGCAAUUGGAAGUUUACAUAGCUUAGUAGCCCUUAUGUUAACAGGAAACAAUUUUGAUAGACUGACUUGUAGCCUGAAAGAGCUUUCCAAGCUUAGACAUUUAAACCUGUCACAUUGCAAGCAGUUGGAAUCUUUGCCUGAGUUCCCUUCACGUACGUAUGUUCCAGUAAAAUCUAAUUUUAGGCAACUAAUGUUAUAUAUUUUCAACUGCCCAAAUAUGGGUGAGAUGGAACGCUGCAGUUCCAUGAGUUUUUCAUGGAUGAUACAAGUCAUUCAGGCGAGCCUAGAACCCUCUGUAAGCACUGGUUAUAUUGAUAUUGUUAUUCCAGGAAGUGAAAUACCAAGGUGGUUCCACAAUCAGUGUGUGGGUAGCUCAAUAAGCAUAGAACCAUCUCCCAUUAUGCAUGACAAUAAUUGUAUUGGUAUUGCUUGCUGUGCGGUAUUUGUGGCACAUGGGUUAAUGGUCGUCAAUGUGUUGCCUCUCGAUGGAGAACUGGUCACGGUCGAAUCAGAUCAUAUGUGGCUAUUCUAUUUCAAUCGCCAAAAAGCAAUUGAUUUUAUGGGUCGUGCAGCUCGCAAAAAAAGGGAGACAAAUGAUCUUGAAGAUAUCAAGAUGGCAGUUUUGUUUAAAGACGGCCAAGGUUUGCAGUUUGAGGUGAAGAAUUGUGGGUAUCAUUGGUUAUUUGAGAAGGAUCUUGAACUAUUUAAGAAUAUGCAUGCCGGUAAUUCGUCAGCUCAAAAGCGCAAGUUUUUAGCAAUUGAUGAUGAGCCACAGUCAUAA